Varanus komodoensis (Komodo dragon) is the source of this 4720-nucleotide messenger RNA. RefSeq names its product angiopoietin 1 (gene ANGPT1). The transcript has 9 exons. The coding region runs from base 45 to 1544 and encodes 499 amino acids. Gene Ontology annotation, molecular function: receptor tyrosine kinase binding. NCBI's taxonomy places the organism in Eukaryota, Metazoa, Chordata, Lepidosauria, Squamata, Varanidae. The record is from RefSeq and is a predicted model, not a curated record. Gene Ontology annotation, biological process: Tie signaling pathway; angiogenesis.
GGUAAAAGUGUCUCUCAAGAGCAGGAAAGAAGAGGGCUAGUAACAUGACAGUUUUCCUUGGGUUUGCUUUCCUUGCUGCUCUCCUGACUCACAUAGGCUGCAGUAAUCAGCGUCGGGGUCCAGAGUCCAAUGCAAGAAGGUACAACCGGAUUCAGCAUGGGCAGUGCUUCUACACAUUCAUCCUUCCAGAACAGGAUGGGAACUGUCGUGAAAGCACCACUGACCAAUACAACACCAACGCUCUCCAAAGGGAUGCUCCCCACAUGGAACAGGAAUUCUCUCCCCAGAAACUUCAGCGCCUGGAGCAUGUAAUGGAAAAUUACACUCAGUGGCUGCAGAAGCUUGAGAACUACAUUGUGGAAAACAUGAAAUCGGAGAUGGCCCAGCUACAGCAGAAUGCGGUUCAGAACCACACAGCCACAAUGCUGGAAAUAGGGACCAGCCUUCUCAGCCAGACUGCAGAACAGACGAGGAAGCUCACUGAUGUUGAAACACAGGUACUAAAUCAGACAUCCCGAUUAGAAAUUCAGCUACUGGAAAACUCAUUGUCUACUUACAAGCUGGAGAAACAACUGCUUCAACAGACACAUGAGAUCUUGAAAAUCCAUGAGAAAAACAGUUUAUUGGAACACAAAAUCCUUGAAAUGGAAGAAAGACAUAAAGGCGAACUGGAUACUCUGAAGGAGGAAAAGGAGAACCUGCAAGGCUUGGUUUCACGUCAAAGCUACAUCAUUCAAGAGCUGGAGAAGCAACUGAGCAAAGCCACGACUAACAACAGCAUGCUGCAGAAGCAGCAGCUGGAGCUAAUGGAUACCGUUCACAGCUUGGUCAGCAUUUGUUCUAAAGAAGGAGUUUUACUAAAGAAUGCAAAAAGAGAAGAUGACAAGGCAUUCAGAGACUGUGCAGAUGCAUACCAAGCUGGCUUUAACAAAAGUGGUGUCUACACUAUUUAUGUUAAUAACAUAUCAGAACCUAAAAAGGUCUUUUGCAAUAUGGAGACCACAGGAGGCGGUUGGACGGUUAUACAGCACCGAGAAGAUGGGAGCCUAGAUUUCCACAAAAGCUGGAAAGAGUACAAAAUGGGCUUUGGUAACCCCUCUGGUGAAUACUGGCUGGGGAAUGAAUUUAUCUUUGCAAUAACCAGCAGUCAAAGACACUAUUCACUAAGAAUUGAACUAAUGGAUUGGGAAGGAAGCCGGGCCUAUUCACAGUAUGAUAGAUUUUAUAUAGGAAAUGAAAAGCAGAAUUACAGGCUCCAUCUAAAGGGCCAUUCAGGAACAGCAGGAAAACAGAGCAGCCUGAUACUGCAUGGGGCUGAUUUUAGUACCAAAGAUGCUGACAAUGACAACUGUAUGUGCAAAUGUGCCCUUAUGCUAACAGGAGGGUGGUGGUUCGAUGCCUGUGGGCCUUCCAAUCUCAAUGGAAUGUUCUACUCAGCUGGACAGCACCAUGGAAAAAUAAAUGGAAUCAAGUGGCAUUACUUCAAAGGUCCCAGUUAUUCCUUACGUUCCACGACUAUGAUGAUACGGCCCUUAGACUUUUAAACAUGCCAGGCAAAAUCAAGAACAGUGCACAGCUGAGCUACUGCAUUCUGAAGAAUUUCAGAAGCAGAAGUUGGAGACUUCCUGAAUGCAUCCAAUGGCAGCAGCCCAGUGGUACUCGGCUUUCAUGUCACAGGUUGCAGCAAAUGGGCACAGGUCACUACCAUACACAUCAAGAAGCAGAUGACAUUGAGGGUGCUCAGAUCAGAGAGAAGAUGGCUGUUGUGACGAUCCAUGGGCAACAUCACAGUCUGAUUGCUAUAAAUGGCAAUAAACUUGGUUGUACGUUUUGGCAGAAACUUUUUUUUCUUUGAACAAAGGACAUCAACGUUGACCUAACUACACAGAAACGAGAUGAAAAUCUGUUAAGUUGAAAUAAAUCAUAAUCAGAAGAAAUGAUGGUUGUUGAUGAUGAAAACAGCAUGGAAUCUAUGCAAAACCACAACCAAUACUUAUUUUGAUUGGUAGAUGUGCCUUUAAAAAACAUGCAAAGAUAGCCACUCAAAACUCUUGCCUGCAAUCAGCAAAAACACAAUUUUGAUGGGUAACAUUUCUUUAGGUUCAAUAUAGUGAUUUCUCAUUAUGCCCAUUUCAAAUGUGAAUCAUGCCCCCUAGUAAAAAGAAUGUGAGUCACAACAGACAAUGAUAAGAGUAAUAUACAAAGAGUUGUCAAUUGUCCUGCAAAGCUAGGGUGAAUGUAGAUAAUCCAGAUAAUUGGCAUAAUCCUUCUCCUAGCAUGAUAACAAAAGAAACCAGGGAUUUUUCUUUCAAACUGCUACAGCUUUGGCCUCUAUCAAACCCAGUCUAAAUGUCACAUUUCAAAAAAGACUUUUUUAAAAGGUGAAAUAAAGGCUAUUUUGUAUAAGGAAUUUCCUUUGAAAAAUAGAUGUACCUAUAGCAUGUAUGCAAAUAACAUAACCACAUAUUUUAACUGGAUUGGACUCAUUAAACAGUGUUGUUUUUUUGCAUGUGCACACAUUUGAGUUAUUUCCAAAUUGCUAGGCCUUCAUUUCUUCUCUGUGUUGUUCAUCCUUAAUUCGAAAAUAAUUCCAGGAGAAAAUUAUCAGUUAUUUGUUGUGCUUCAGUUACUGCUAUGGAAAUAAAUACAUACAUACCAAAGCACAAAGGGAGUAAUUCAAAUUAUGGAUUCUAAAAACCAUGGCUAUAAAGUACUCACAUUCACUGAAAUUGGAAAAUUAAGCAAUGUUUAAUUCUCUACUAUUUGAAAUGAAUGGAAUUUAAAAGUAUUUACCUGGUUUAUGCCCCAUACGUGGGGCUACAACAGAAAGACAAGCUAAGUAUUACAACCUUGGCCAUCAGUAGUUCCAAUGAAUAAAUAAAAUAAUUAUUGCAUUCAAGCACUAAAUAUUUGUUUCUUGUUUAUGAACAUGCACCUCUACAAUUACAUCGGCUUUCUGGUGUAUGUUGAGGACCAGCUCAGACAGACCUUUGGACCAGAUGAUAAGCCUUUCUGCAUGGCCUGCAGUGAGCCCGGACCUCUGGAACAUGUUCAAAUAUCUCUGCAUGCAUGAUGGUGUAGGAUCAUAGGUAGCUGCCUUCCAAAGAAUUAGACCAGUGGUCUAUUAAGUCUAGCACCGAGAAGCAAUAGUUCAUUGUUGGAGUAUUUCCUAGUCCUACCUGGAGAUGCCAGGGAUUGAACCGUAAAAACAGCAUUCAGUGCACUUGUUCUGCCACUGACUUAUGCCUCUUCCCUUGUUGAUAUAUCACCUGGAAGCUGGCCAUUUGCACAUAACGUAAUUAUGUUGUUUUUGAAAAACUUCUAUCCUGCUUGGGAUGCAAUGGAUCAUCAGAAUCUGCCAAUUCACCAAAUGCAUGUGGUGUAUGCACACACACCCUGAGAUCAGUUAGUUCAAAAGUUAACUGCUUUUAGGGUCCUCAGCUCUUUUCAGACCAAAAUCCAGAUAAACAAAACUCAUAUUGAGUUUCAACUGUUUCACAUGUGUUUCACAUGUGUCAUUUUGGGUGUGGAUGAAAACUAUAUUGGCAUGUGUGUGUAUGGCAAAUUCAGCAAGUGUAUAUGUUCUGCAGAGGAGGUUAGAUCUCCAGAUAAAAGCUGAUUUUUCCAAGUACAGACUAAACUAUAUCCACACAUACACACCAUCUUACUUGUUUCCCAAUUCAUACAGAGCAUUCAUAUAGAGUUCUCUCACUGUCUAUCCAUGAAAAGACAUAUAUUGUAUCUGCAAGCUCCCUUCUCACAAGGACCACACAGGAAGCCAUCUUCUCAUUGUGGCUUUGGAGUUGCCUACCCCGUAUUUCUCUCAGCUGGGGAGGGACCUUAGCUUAGUGAUAGAGCACGUGCUUGCAUGCAGAAGGUGCUGGGUUCUGCCAUAUCCAGCUCAAAGGAUCAGGUGAUAGGUCAAGUGAUACGAAAGACCUCAACCUGAGAUGCCAGUCAGUGUAGAAUGGGCCACAUGACCACCUAGUCUGACCUUAGAUGCCAGCUUAUUUUACACCUAUCUUUCUUUUCCCUGGAAACGAACUUCUGAUUUUCCCAGGCAAGUAAUUCCUUGAGCACCACCUCACAGCUAUUUUAGCUAUAAAUAAUCAUGUACACAGCAGUAUAUGAUAAUUUGCCAUGGCCCUGAAAAAGAGAGCAAGAUUGAGUUUGCUCGAAGCAUGAGCUCUUUUUAAUGAAUUAUUAAAAUGUUGAUAAUUGUUUCUAAUUUUGGGUUGAACAGUUGAACACCCAUACUCUUAAUCCAUGAUAGACCACUUUCUUCCAAUUACAGGAAUGAAAUUUACAUAGGUUUUAUAAAGAAAACAUAAAAAACAAGCGGCUAACACAAACUUCUUUCUAAAUGUGUCAGCUCAGUUCUUCUCAAGUUAAGAAAGUAUUUUUGUAUUGAUGUAUCCAUGUAUGUAUUUUUCUGUGCAUAAUCCUGUCUAUGGGGUUAAUUUGUUGUGUUCUGCUGGUUAAAUAGCCCAACUAUUAUUUGCUCAGUGGUUCCUUCAUACUCCUGCUUUCUCUCUCAUUCCAGCAGUCUUCAUUUAUGUCCAAAGAUUGUGGUGAUUCUCAAAAAGUAUUUUUUUUAAGUUUCCAAAUCAGGAAUGACAUUGUGUAGAUCAAAUUGCAAAGGACAAGGAAAGAAGAAAAAGGAAAGGAAAAAAAGAACUCUCAAAACACAAGCAUGAUAUUUACUGUUUAUUUAUCUCAG